Cannabis sativa is the source of this 1474-nucleotide messenger RNA. RefSeq lists its product as uncharacterized. The coding region runs from base 159 to 1175 and encodes 338 amino acids. NCBI's taxonomy places the organism in Eukaryota, Viridiplantae, Streptophyta, Magnoliopsida, Rosales, Cannabaceae. The record is from RefSeq and is a predicted model, not a curated record. The transcript has 5 exons.
GGGUAUUAUUUGCAAAAAAAAAAAAAAUAUAUGUAUAUAGUAUCUAGAUGUAAUUUCUCGUUAUUUCACCCACAUUUAAUCUUAUUUCAUUUAUUUCAGAUUUAGGCGAAGUUGAAGCAAAAGUGCAAAACCCUAAUUUCCAGAGGACAGAGAGAGGUAUGAGUAUUCGACCAUUGGAUUUGGUUACGCCAACUGAGACUUUUGAAAUAGAAAACGGACUCUCCCUUGUGCCUCGCUUGAGGUUGAAACUUACGGUGUUCCCGGCGAGCCCUUCGGUGACGAAACCCAUCGACGAGUGGAAGGUGAAGCGAACCUUAAUAGACUUCCUCAAGACCUCUCUAUCAGUUCCCAUCACCGUUCCCGAGGAAGAUCUUCAGAUCAAACGGUUCAAGGACCUUAAGAAGCGAAAGCGUGAUGACCCUUUGGCUUUCGGCUACCUAUUCAUUCGCGACCUCAGUUUUAUCCAGAAGAAUAAAGAUGAAGAGGAGGACCUGACGGCCAUGGAGGAGAAGUUCUUGCAUUGGAGAAGGUACAUUGCUGACAAGAUGGAUGGAAUCGAAUUGAAUAUCGAAGGCUUGAAGUUCAAGCUAAACGUCGCCGUUCCUGUGUCUGAUGAUUUCCAAGGUAUGAAGAAAGCUUGGGAGGACUUCUUCGUUUUUGGGAAUCGAGGGUAUUCGAGGGGUGGGAAGCAAGAGCCUGAUACAAUAGUUCUGAGGGGUGUUCCGUCACGGUGGUUUGCUGAGCCGCGGGUUUCAUCAAAGCCUUCUAUGCUUGUUACGCAUACCAUUUUUUCAUCAUUUGGAAAGAUAAGGAAUCUUAAUGUUGCUGAGGACGAUGAUCUAGGUAAGGACGCAACUGAGGAUGAUUCAGUUAUAAUUUCAGGCCUUCACUGUAUGAUUGUGGUUCAGUUCGAGAAGUACAAGGACUUCUACAAUACCUUAAAAGUAUUAUGUUGCCGCUCUAUGCAGAAGGAAGGAUCAAGAUUGAGGGCGGAUUAUGAAGUUACUUGGGACAAAGAUGGCUUUUUCCAAAACACGAGAAGUAGAUUAGAAGAGAAAGGUGGGAUAAGAGAAAUAGCAGCAGCACAUUACAGAAGUGAAGCACCUAGACAUCAACGUGAACAGAUUUCACGUACCAGUCCUGAUGAUAUGCGCCGAAAGAGAUUCAAGGACUAAGGAAUUUGAAUAUACUGGACGGAACAUCUGAAUUGUUUAUUGAGGUGCUGGAACUAGUGAAAGCGAGUUUAUCACUUAGCUCAGCAGCAGUACAGGACUGACUACCGUGUCCUUGUUUUUUACGAGUGAUUGUAUCUUUGUAAAACCUCAAUGCAUCACGACCAAGCCUUGGUUUUUCCAUAUGUAACAAUAAUUGGAUGUUUUAGGCUGCUGGUGGUAUAUUGUACAAAUAACUAGCAGUGAUGGUUAAAUUUUGCAACUUUUAUUUAUUUUUAAGAGGAUAUUUGUUUUAUCUCCUA